AUGAUAAAAAUUGUGAAAAGGCAAAUAUACUACUCAUGUGAAAAAAAAAAAUACUACACAAACAGGUUGUAUAAAAAAGUUUGCAACAAUUGUUCAAACUUAAACAUAAAUAAUAUAAGCAGGUGUGUAUAUUGUGAUAACAUAUUAAGCGACAGUGAUAUUAGAUUAAUAAAAAAUACGAUUUUUACAGAUAUAAUAAAUGUGAGAAAAGAGUGGAAAUAUUUUGGUGGAAAAGGUGUAAAUAACAGUUAUUCUGCACCAUUAUUAAGUAAUGUUGAAAUUGAUGAUAAACAUGUUCAUCUUAAGAAUGGGUCAGUAAAUAACUGUAAUAGAUUGUAUGUAUAUUACAAUUGCUAUGAUUAUAUUAUGUUAAAUAAUCCAUAUAGCAAUUCCUGUCUUAAUCUCAUUGUUUUGUUUAAAGGAAUUAUGUAUGAUGUUAAGAAUUUAAAGAGGAAGGAUAUAAACUGUUUACUGCAUAUGUAUAAUUAUAUAUACUUUGUGAUUGAUAUAUUCCUAUACUUUCUUUUAAUUAGCAAAGGGAAAUUCGUUCAUUACAAAUAUAUGUAUAAUAAUUCGUUUGCUGUGAAUGUGGAUUAUAACGACGAACUUGUAGAUAUUUUGUUCGAAUUAAAUAAAAUUAUUAAAGAGAAAAAGAAAAGUGUGGUUGCAGAUAAUGUUAAUAGUGAGAAAAAAAGACACUUAGAAAAUGUAAGCGAAACUAAUAUUAUUGAAAAACUAAAUGAAAAUUAUGAAAAUAUAUACAAAGAAGUGUUAAUGAAUAUUAGGGAAAAAUCGGAAUUAUGCAAGUUUUUUAAAAAAUUAGAAGACGUAAAUAUUAAAAAUAAAAUAAUGGCUUUGAAAAAACACUUGUAUAUAGGAUGUUCCUACCCUUCACCCAUAAAUCAUUUUUCUCUUCAAAUAAUAUUCCCUCCAUUUUCGAAUUAUAAUUUUUUUGCAUUUCCCUUUUAUUUUCCCAUACAAAAAAUACUUCACGAUUUGUAUAUAUAUGGCCAUGUUAAAAAUUAUAAGCACUCAGAAAUAAUUAGGAAUAUAUAUAAUAACAAAUUAAUUAAAGAAGUAAAAGAAAGCGAUUUCGUGUGCAGGAAAAUUCUGCAGUUUUGA
This is a messenger RNA of Plasmodium gonderi, 1122 nucleotides long. RefSeq lists its product as hypothetical. Bases 1 to 1122 code for a protein of 373 amino acids. The record is from RefSeq and is a predicted model, not a curated record. The transcript has a single exon. NCBI's taxonomy places the organism in Eukaryota, Apicomplexa, Aconoidasida, Haemosporida, Plasmodiidae.